AUGCCUCCUGGUGGCUUCUCCCGCACCAGAAAUGUCGACUACGACGAUGACGACGCAUACGACGAUGAAGAUGACUACUCCGAAGAGGGAGAAGGCGGUGACGGUAUGACAGAGCAUGACAAGGAGCAAAUGCGUGUCGGGACUACAAGAGUGCGGCAAGGUCUGGGGGAAUUGAGCGAAUUCACGAGCGACGCGCAGAUACAAGAAGCAUUGUGGCAUUACUACUACGACGUCGACAAGAGUGUAGUCUAUCUGAAGAACAAGCUAGGGACAACAGAACCCAAGCAGGAGGCGCCGAAGAAAGAGAAGGCAACCUCGCGAUUUGAUCAAGCGGCAAGCGUGGCCGAUCAGAAAGCGCCUACAACUACCGGUAAGCAAACUCACCCGCAGUCUAGCUGGUUGGAAGAGUCAGCCUAUCGCGUUGCCUAUCUAUCGCCGCCCCCGAUCUCGAUGCCUACCAACGAAGCCAUAGGCGACUUCUUCUGGGAUGUCCCAUGGGGCAACGUGCCAUUGCACCGGCUAGGCGUUAUAACCCUCGACACUCCUCGCUAUAGAGGGGGCCUACUUGGCGGAUCAUCCAAACUGGCAGCACUCGCGGCAAAGCGCAGAAAGGACCGGGAAGAAGCGGAAGCUGCUGCCACGAAAGCCAAUAGCGAGGCAAAUGCAGCGGUUGCCAUGCUCGACAAGCUCACAGUCAAGAGCAAGGAGCCUACAUCAAAUCUACGUGGGGGUGAUACGGAACGUCCCAGUCGAGCAAGAUAUCCCGGUCGCAGACGCUCGCGGUCUCGAUCUCCACCGCCAGAAGCCAUCGACGAAGCGAUCCUAAAGCCUGCCGUCCAACAACCAGCUAUCGUUUGCGAAUUACCUGCCCAGCGUGCUAAGGCGUCCAUGUUCGCAUCGACACUUUGUGGAGGUAGCAGCACAGCAGCAAGGCGGCCAUUUCCCACUUUGGAGGUGUUCCCGGCGCCAUACACAAUAUACAAAGAAUACGACAGCGCGAAGGCAUUCGCAAGUCCCAGUCCAGAUGAUAUUAAAAAGAGGGUGCAGGGUGAAAAGCUCGCGCAAUCUGUGGAGAAGCUGGCUGUCGCCGAUGAACCCAAAGUGAAGAGUAAAAAUUUGAAUGUAGUGCAGGAAUUUGAGAAAAGUGGCCUAAAGCGAAUGGCCAACUUUGUCGUAGUCGGUCAUGUCGACCACGGAAAGAGUACGCUUAUGGGCCGUCUUCUGUACGAUCUGAAGGUUAUCGACCAACGGUCAAUAGACAAGCUGCGAAAAGAAGCUGAAAACAUUGGGAAGUCGUCAUUCGCUCUCGCCUGGGUCAUGGACGAAACGAGCGAAGAGCGUAGUCGAGGAGUAACUGUCGACAUUGCCACCAACUACUUUGAGACGGAUAAAACGCGCUUCACGAUACUGGACGCGCCAGGUCAUAAGGAUUUCAUACCUAACAUGAUCUCUGGAGCAUCCCAAGCCGACUUUCCAGUCCUGGUAAUCGAUGCAAGCACAAACAGCUUCGAAUCUGGCCUUAAGGGACAAACGAAGGAACACAUUUUGAUCGCUCGAAGCAUGGGUAUGCAGCAUAUCAUCGUUGCAGUCAACAAGAUGGACACGGUCUCUUGGUCAAAAGCCCGGUUUGAUGAUAUAACCAAACGUAUGACUGCUUUCCUUACUGAAGCCAGUUUCCUGGAGAAACGCAUCACCUUCAUACCAUUAGCAGGUCUCACUGGCGAGAACGUCGUCAAAAAGAUCGAGAGUUCCGCUGCACACUGGUACACGGGAGAGACGCUUCUGGAAGCUCUCGAGCGUGUAGAAUUACCAAAGCGAAAUCUCCAAAAAGCGCUCCGCCUUUCCGUCGCCGAUGUCUUCCGGGGAGACAUGCGUUCACCACUUAGCAUAUCCGGCCGCAUCGACUCUGGGACCGUGCAAGUAGGCGACACAAUCCUCGCACUUCCUGCCAACGAGACUGCAACCAUCAAAGCUAUCGAAGUCCAAGACGCGCCCGUGGACUGGGCUGUCGCCGGCCAAAUCCCCACACUUCAUCUCACGGAUAUCGACCCGAUCCACCUACGGCAAGGCGACAUGGUUUGUGCCCCUAACGCACCUGUCAAGCUUGUCAAAGCGUUUACAUCGAAGCUUCUUGCGUUUGAACAUGUGCUGCCUAUGCCAGUUGAAGUGUUCAGAAGCACAUUGAACUCUCCGGGUGGAAUCAGGACGUUGAGCGCGCGGUUAAACAAGUUCACGGGCGAGAUCGUCAAGAAGAAGCCUAGAAUCGUCAAGCCCGGCGAGGUUGCAAGGGUGGUUGUCCAACUUGAGAGAGAGCUACCGAUUGAGGAGGGUAUGAGAGUUGUGCUGAGGGAGAGGGGGCGGACAGUGGGGGCUGGGUUGAUGGAGAAUGUGGCCUAG
Molecule: messenger RNA, 2397 nt
Organism: Cucurbitaria berberidis CBS 394.84
Lineage: Eukaryota; Fungi; Ascomycota; Dothideomycetes; Pleosporales; Cucurbitariaceae
Product: elongation factor 1-alpha
Exons: 3
Coding region: 1-2397 (798 amino acids)
Biological process (GO): translation
Molecular function (GO): GTP binding; GTPase activity
Source: RefSeq, a predicted model, not a curated record